Messenger RNA from Drosophila teissieri, 699 nucleotides. It is a transcript of the gene RpS19b, whose product is annotated as 40S ribosomal protein S19b. Gene Ontology annotation, cellular component: cytosolic small ribosomal subunit; ribosome. Bases 112 to 579 code for a protein of 155 amino acids. The record is from RefSeq and is a predicted model, not a curated record. The transcript has 2 exons. Gene Ontology annotation, molecular function: RNA binding; structural constituent of ribosome. Gene Ontology annotation, biological process: translation; ribosomal small subunit assembly. NCBI's taxonomy places the organism in Eukaryota, Metazoa, Arthropoda, Insecta, Diptera, Drosophilidae.
AAGCCACAUUUUAAUCGUCCAUUUUGGCCAAAAUCGGCGAACAGACCGGAACUUAAACUUUUUCUUCCCAUAAAAGCCUUCAAGAGUGAUUUGAAGAACUUAGAAAGCAACAUGCCUGGGGUUACAGUGAAGGAUAUUGAUCAGCACGUGCUGACCAAGACUAUGGCAGCUUUUCUUAAAAAAUCCGGAAAAGUUGUUGUGCCGGAACUGGCUGUCUACGUGAAGACUGCCAAGUUCAAGGAGACUGCUCCCACCGACGACGAUUGGUUCUUUAUUCGUUGCGCCUCCAUCAUGAGACACCUGUACCUGCGCAGUCCUUCCGGAGUGGCGGCAUUCACCAAGAUCUACGGCGGACGCAUGCGCAACGGAGUUCAUCCGUCCAAGUACUGUCGCUCAUCGGAUGGCUGUAUUCGCAAGGCUCUUCAAGCUUUGGAAGCUGCUCACAUGGUGGAGAAGCAUCCGGAUGGGGGUCGUAAACUAACUUCCCUGGGACAACGUGACUUGGAUCGCAUAGCCAACAAGAUUGUGGCCAAGCAGCGACAGGCUAUUGCACCAGUUUCCAUGAUUAUCACAACCUAAGAUGCUAACAGUCAAAUUGGAACCACGAAUGAGCAUCUUUAAGUGCCUUGGACUUUGUCGAUGACAUAUUUCUAAAACUUUCUCAAUAAAGCUAAAACUAAUAAUAAUGAUAAAUUAAAA